GUAUCAAAAGAGAAAACUACAUUCAACAAUCAACAUUCAACACUCAACACUCAACAAAACUCUUUAGAAACUACCACAAAUUUCCUUAUUUUCAAAAUAAUAAUUCAUAUAUCAUUUACCAUGAUUGAGGCAGAUUUAUACAGCAGAUCCAACAUCUCGCAAAGACGAGACGCCAAAGAGAUCAUCAAAGAAUUCGCCCCAAGAAUUCAUUGGAGCCUGAAUGGUCGUGAUACUUUACUUGACAUAGGAUGUGGUACAGGAGAUGUCACUGUAGAUUUUGUGGUUCCUAUAAUGCCAAAAGACUACGAAAGAAUAGUUGGGGGCGAUUUAUCUACCGAAAUGAUUGAAUAUGCAAAAAGGCGCUACGCUGCGAUGCCCAGGUUGGAGUUCAGGACGAUGGACGUGGGCAAGGAUGCCCUUUGCAAGCAGAUCAGGGAGAGGUUCCAUCAUGUGACUUCGUUUUAUUGUUUGCAUUGGGUGCAGAAUCAAAAAAGGGCAGCUAAAAACAUCUACGACCUCCUUCUUCCCGGAGGCGACUGCCUCUUGGUUUUCCUUGCCCGGAAUCCAAUCUUCGACGUUUACCGGAGAAUGGCUUCAAAUCCUCGAUGGGCUCCUUAUAUGAAGGAUGCUGAUCGAUUUGUUUCACCAUAUCAGGACAUUGAAAAUCCCCACAAAUUAUUAAAACAACAUCUAACUGAUGCUGGAUUCGAACAAAUCCAUUGCGAGACAAGAGACAGGGUGUUUGUUUUCGAUGGAAUCGAUAUUUUAAGCGAAUCUGUACGAGCAGUGGAUCCUUUCAAAUCUCGAAUUCCAAUUCACCAACAUAACGAAUAUUUUCAUGAUUAUUUUGAAAUAGUCAGAAAAAUGGGGUUUGUUGGAAAAACUGAUAAAAAUAAUAACGAGUUUAAAGAAGAUGAUAGUUUAGAUGGCGACAUCAAGAUCUAUUCGCCAUAUACUUUACUUAUUGCUCAUGCAAGAAAAUCAUCACAAAUAAUAAAAUAAAUAUAAGUUAAAUAUAAUAAGUAGUUAAAUCGGUCGC
Molecule: messenger RNA, 1039 nt
Organism: Ctenocephalides felis (cat flea)
Lineage: Eukaryota; Metazoa; Arthropoda; Insecta; Siphonaptera; Pulicidae
Product: juvenile hormone acid O-methyltransferase-like
Exons: 3
Coding region: 121-1002 (293 amino acids)
Source: RefSeq, a predicted model, not a curated record